Messenger RNA from Colossoma macropomum (tambaqui), 2070 nucleotides. It is a transcript of the gene sv2ba, whose product is annotated as synaptic vesicle glycoprotein 2Ba. Gene Ontology annotation, biological process: transmembrane transport; chemical synaptic transmission. The record is from RefSeq and is a predicted model, not a curated record. Gene Ontology annotation, cellular component: membrane. Gene Ontology annotation, molecular function: transmembrane transporter activity. NCBI's taxonomy places the organism in Eukaryota, Metazoa, Chordata, Actinopteri, Characiformes, Serrasalmidae. The coding region runs from base 1 to 2070 and encodes 689 amino acids. The transcript has 12 exons.
AUGGAUGACCCUUAUCAAAACAAUGUGCAAGGUAUUGAAGGAGAAACCUACCACACCUAUGGAGAAGGGGGUCAGGAUGGUUAUCCCUACCAGUCUGACUACCCUGCCCAGGAGGAGGAUGCAGCCAGCGACGUCACUGAGGGUCAGGAUGAGGAUGACCAGAUGUAUGAGGGCGAAUACCAGGGCAUCCCUCACCCAGACGAAAUCAAGGAGGCCCGCCGAGCAGCCCGUCGGGAGGCCAGGAUGAAGGCUAAACUAGCAGCCUUGGAAGAGGAGGAGACGCUGGCAGAUCAGUAUGAGGCCAUCAUGGAGGACUGCGGACACGGGCGCUUCCAGUGGACCCUCUUUACUGUGCUGGGCCUGGCGCUCAUGGCCGAUGGCGUGGAAUGCUUCGUGGUGGCCUUCGCCCUGCCCAGUGCUGAGAAGGACAUGUGCCUGUCUAAUGCCAACAAGGGCCUGCUGGGCCUGAUCGUGUAUGUGGGGAUGAUGAUGGGAGCAGUCAUGUGGGGGGGUCUGGCUGAUAAGCUUGGACGCCGCCAGUGUCUCCUCUAUGCUCUGGCCAUCAACUGCAUCUUCUCUUUCCUCUCCUCCUUCGCCCAGGGCUAUGGCUUCUUCCUGUUCUUCAGACUCUGCUCUGGAAUUGGAAUAGGUGGCUCUGUCCCCAUUGUGUACACGUACUAUGCAGAGUUCCUGCAGAUGGAUAAGCGGGGGGAGCAUCUGAGCUGGCUGUGUCUGUUCUGGAUGCUGGGUGGCCUGUACGCUUCCUUCACCGCCUGGGGAAUCAUCCCUCAUUAUGGCUGGGGUUUCAGUAUGGGCUCCGAGUUCCAGUUCCACAGCUGGAGGGUGUUUGUGCUGGUGUGCUUCCUGCCCUCCGUGGUUGCUCUUGCUGGACUCGUGUUUAUGCCUGAGAGCCCUCGCUACCUGCUGGAGAAUGCGAGGCAUGAUGAAGCCUGGAUGAUCCUGCGGCAGGUCCACGACACCAACUGGAGGGCAAAGGGUGAACCAGAGAGAGUGUUUGAAUUUUCCCAGAUUAAGACGCCCCACACUCAGGAUGAUGAUUUCAUCGAGAUUCAGAGUGAGACCGGCACUGCCUUCCAGAGAUUCAUGGUCAGGCAAAUGACCCUCAUCAAACAGGUGAUGAAGAAUUUACUGUCUCUCGCUGCCCCUGAACUGAGACUGCCUGGCUUGUUCAUUGCCAUUGUUUGGUUUACGAUGGCCUUCAGCUACUACGGUCUGUCAGUGUGGUUCCCUGACCAAAUCAAGUUCCUGCAGUAUGAAGAGUAUGAGCUGAAUGUCAAGGUGUUCCACCGUGAGAAGGUCGAACGCUUUCAUUUCAACUUCACUCUGCAAAAUCAGGUUCACAGAGAGGGCGAAUACAUCCAUGACAGGUUUGUCGGCAUAGAGAUCAGAAACGUGAAGUUUGAAGACUCGCUGUUUGAAAACUGCUAUUUUGAGGACAUCAAGUCCACAGACACCUUCUUUGAGAACUGCACCCUGCAGAACACUAUGUUCUACAACACCGACUUGUGGAAAGAUUCAAAGUUCAUUGACUGCAAGUUUGUCAAUGUUACAUUUCAUCAUCCAAAGAAAGGCUGCCAUCUGAACUUCCAGGAGGAGAAUGACGUCCUGAUUUACAUAGUGAGCUUCCUGGGCAGCUUAUCUGUGCUGCCCGGCAACAUCUUAGCAGGUCUGCUAAUGGAUAAAAUAGGAAGAAUCAAAAUCAUAGGUGGCUCCAUGCUGGUGUCCUCUGGCUGUACCUUCUUCCUGCUCCUCUGCUUUAACCCAGGCGCUGUAAUAACCUUCCAGUGCCUCUUCUAUGCAGCGUCUGCAGCAGCCUGGAACGGAAUAGAAGUGAUAACAGUGGAGCUCUAUCCAGCCUCAAAGAGAGCGACUGCUUUCGGCGUGCUAAAUGGUUUGUGCAAGUUGGCUGCCAUCAUCAGCAUCUUCAUCUUCUCCAAGUUUGUGGGGAUCACUAAGAUUGUUCCCAGCCUGCUGGCCUUCUCAGCGCUGGUGUGUGGAGGGCUGCUGUCCUUCAAGCUUCCAGAGACACGUGAAGUCAUCCUCCAGUAA